AUGAAAGUGCUCGUCGCAGACUACGACGAUGCAGCACUGCAGAAAAUCGGCGGCGAGAUCAGCACUAUCAAGACCGAUGUAAGCAAGCUUGAGGAUUGGGCGAAACUUAAGAGCAAGGUGGACCAAGACUUCAACGGCCAGGUGAACCUGCUGGCUCUCAAUGCCGGUGUCGGGGGCAAAUCAAGCUGGGAGGACCUCAGCAUCUUCCACAAGAUCAUUGACACAAACGUGUUUGGCGUGCUCAAUGGCAUCAGCACGUUCCUGCCAAGCAUCAAGGAGAAGGCGGCUACCACACCAUCUGCCAUAGUCAUCACUGGAUCCAAGCAGGGCAUCACCAAUCCUCCCGGCAAUCCGGCGUACAACCUCAGCAAGGCGGCCGUCAAGUCCGCCGCUGAGCACCUCAGCUAUGAUCUCCGAGGAACUGGCAUCGGCGUACAUUUGCUCGUGCCAGGGUGGACACACACGGGCAUGACUGGCGCCAACAGCAGGGACAAGCCCGAUGGAGCGUGGUGGCCGGACCAGGUGGUUGACUAUCUAGAGAAGAAGAUGAACGAGGGCCAGUUCUGGGCGAUCUGUCCCGACAACGACGUGACCGAAGCACUAGAUCGCAAGAGAAUGCAGUGGACUGCGAGCGACGCUAUUGAAGGAAGGCCGCCGCUGUCGAGGUGGAGAGACGAGUGGAAGGAGAAACAUCAAGACUGGGUGGAAAAGCAGAAAUAG
This is a messenger RNA of Phaeoacremonium minimum UCRPA7, 720 nucleotides long. Its product is annotated as putative short chain dehydrogenase reductase protein. NCBI's taxonomy places the organism in Eukaryota, Fungi, Ascomycota, Sordariomycetes, Togniniales, Togniniaceae. The record is from RefSeq and is a predicted model, not a curated record. Bases 1 to 720 code for a protein of 239 amino acids. Gene Ontology annotation, cellular component: intracellular anatomical structure. Gene Ontology annotation, molecular function: oxidoreductase activity, acting on NAD(P)H, oxygen as acceptor. The transcript is spliced from 2 exons.